AAAAACACCUAACCUAAUCUUCUACCCCUCGUGAGUCUCGUGACAAUAACAAAACCUGAGUUUAGGGGAAAAUCCCCCAAAUCCCUCUGGCAGUUCUGCUCUACUGGUCCCCUGAGUCCCCUCAGUUGUAUUUGGUUGUAUUCAGUUGUGUUUACAUAAUUAUAACCUUUAAGAACAUAAAAUUUUUUUCUAAUUGCGGAAUAUAUCAAGAAGUAUAAGUUUUUAAUUGAAUUCCUAUUUAAAUCUUUACCUAUAAUUAUGAGGAAGAACAUGGACACUCGUAUCAGCGGAACGAACGUCAUUUUGGUACCGUAUCAAGAAAAACAUGUUGCAAAAUAUCACGAAUGGAUGAAGAGUCCCACACUGCAAUACUUAACGAGCUCUGAGCCAUUAACGCUGGAGGAGGAAUUUGCAAUGCAGAAACGGUGGUUGGAGGAUGAAGACAUCAUGUGUGCUGGACCUGUGAUUACCAUCACAACUUUGUUUUUUUACCUUACAGAAUGCACUUUUAUUGUUCUGGACAAACGCAUCUACCAGACGACCAGGAAUGAAGUAGAUGCUAUGGUGGGAGAUACAAAUUUGUUUCUCCACAACUCACAGGGGUUGUGCAUUGCCGAGAUAGAAAUUAUGAUAGCCGACGAAGCUAGUCGGGGCAAAAAGAGAGGAUGGGAAUCUGUUGUUCUAAUGUUACUUUAUGGUGCUGAAACACUAAACAUCAAUAAAUUCUGGGCCAAAAUUAAAUCAGACAAUGCAGUGAGCAUAAAAAUGUUUGAGAAACUUGGUUUCCGAGAGGUGGAAAGGAGUGAAGUUUUUCGGGAAAUUACUCUGGAGAAGGAAGCAUCUUCCGAUUGGACGAGUUGGUUGCAUUCCGAAUUACAAUCUAUUGUACCUAAUUGACUAUUACUGUUAUUAUAGUGAAUCUAUAGUAAUUUAUAUAUUUUUUACGAUUUCAUGAUCUAUAGAAAAAUAGACAAAAUUUUCAGAAUAUAAAAAAUUUUUAAGAUACUAAA
Molecule: messenger RNA, 1010 nt
Organism: Solenopsis invicta (red fire ant)
Lineage: Eukaryota; Metazoa; Arthropoda; Insecta; Hymenoptera; Formicidae
Product: N-acetyltransferase 9-like protein
Exons: 6
Coding region: 259-897 (212 amino acids)
Biological process (GO): protein acetylation
Molecular function (GO): N-acetyltransferase activity
Source: RefSeq, a predicted model, not a curated record